Messenger RNA from Miniopterus natalensis, 2094 nucleotides. RefSeq names its product transmembrane protein 115 (gene TMEM115). NCBI's taxonomy places the organism in Eukaryota, Metazoa, Chordata, Mammalia, Chiroptera, Miniopteridae. Gene Ontology annotation, biological process: retrograde vesicle-mediated transport, Golgi to endoplasmic reticulum. The record is from RefSeq and is a predicted model, not a curated record. Gene Ontology annotation, cellular component: membrane; Golgi apparatus.
GUUUGUCGGCGGCCGGGAAGGGAGGAGGUACGGUCGAAGCCGAGACCCAGGCCAAGCUGGAGCUGACCAGCCUUGACUUGGGCCCAGAACUCGGCUCCAGUCCCGCGCGGACCGGAUUGUAGGACCGCGGAGUGGAUGGAGCGGGCCCACCCCUGAGGUCAACGGCAGCCCACUGGGCCUGGCUCGGGGCCCACAGGGCGGGCGGGCCGGCGGACCGGAGCCGCCCAGGGCCUUCCCUCAGGUCCCCGGCGAGGGGCCUUGGCCCCGCCCUGCCCUGCAACCAGGCCCGGCCCGGCCCUUUGCCACCGGAGUCGAUCCGAACAGAAGUGGAGUCCUCACCGGGGCCAUAAGCCAGUGACUAGGGCGGACCCGGGCCUCCCGUCGGGGCCGGCCUGGGACGAGGCCCCGGGGAGGCCCCUGGCCCACUAGACCCUUCGCUUAGGCCGACGCCCGCCGGGAAGAUGCAGCGCGCCCUACCCGGCGCCCGCCAGCACCUGGGGGCCAUCCUGGCCAGCGCCAGCGUGGUGGUGAAGGCCCUGUGCGCGGCGGUGCUGUUCCUCUACUUGCUGUCCUUCGCCGUGGACACGGGCUGCCUGGCUGUCACCCCGGGCUAUCUCUUUCCGCCCAACUUCUGGAUCUGGACCCUGGCCACCCAUGGGCUAAUGGAACAGCACGUGUGGGAUGUGGCCAUCAGCCUGGCCACAGUGGUGGUGGCUGGACGUUUGCUGGAACCCCUCUGGGGGGCCUUGGAGCUGCUCAUCUUCUUCUCAGUGGUGAACGUGUCUGUAGGGCUGCUGGGGGCCUUCGCCUACCUCCUCACCUACAUGGCUUCCUUCAACUUGGUGUACCUGUUCACUAUCCGCAUCCAUGGCGCCCUGGGCUUCCUAGGUGGUGUCCUGGUGGCACUGAAGCAGACCAUGGGGGACUGUGUGGUCCUGCGUGUGCCCCAGGUGCGCAUCAGCGUGGUGCCCAUGCUGCUGCUGGGGCUGCUGCUGCUACUGCGGCUGGCCACGCUGCUCCAGAGCCCGGCACUGGCCUCCUAUGGCUUUGGGCUGCUCUCCAGUUGGGUGUAUCUUCGCUUCUACCAGCGCCAUAGCCGAGGCCGAGGGGACAUGGCCGACCACUUUGCUUUCGCCACCUUCUUCCCUGAGAUCCUACAGCCUGUGGUGGGGCUGUUGGCGAACUUGGUGCACAGCCUCCUGGUGAAGGUAAAGAUCUGCCAGAAGACAGUGAAGCGCUAUGAUGUGGGGGCCCCAUCCUCCAUCACCAUCAGCCUCCCAGGCACAGACCCUCAAGAUGCAGAGCGGAGAAGGCAACUGGCCCUGAAGGCCCUCAAUGAGCGACUGAAGAGAGUGGAGGACCAGUCUGUCUGGCCAAGCAUGGACGACGAUGAAGAAGAGGCUGGGGCCAAGGUGGACAUCCCUCUGCCCUCAGACAAGGUCCCCACACUCCCGGGGAAGGGGGCUGCCCCAGAAUCCAGCCUGAUCACCUUUGAGGCAGCUUCCCCGAAGCUGUAAUCCAGACCAUCUUGAGUGUAGUACCUCCUCUCCCAUGCCACCCCUCGACACCUUCUCAGCUACUCUGAGGAGAGAGAAGAUGGUCUGCUGGGGGUUUCCACAGCCUUCUGCUAUUUCUCGCCAACACUACCCAGGACUCUUGCUACCUGGUUCCAACUCCAGACAACCACUAUGUCAGACAUGGGGCCUCCAAAGCAUCAGCCAGCCAAGGCCAUCUGAGAUAAGACUGCACCUCAGCAGGCAGCCCCAAGCAAGUGGCUGCAGGGACACUGGUGCCACAGCUUCUGGGUCAACCCUCACCCCUGAUACUGGUUGCUGAGAGCCCUGAGCCAAGGCAAGGAUUUGCCAAAAACAUUCUGGGGGGUCCAGCCAGUGCAGGAGCCAGCACAGGGCUGCAUAUCCCUGCCCACCCCCAGAAGGACUAUGUUCACCUCAAGAUUUCUGGUUCCUUCUGCUGUGGCCACAGCUGUUUCUAGGCCAGAAUAGCCACAGCUCCCAGGUAUUUUCUACAGGACCACUUGAGCGGGCAACUGAGCCCAGCCGUGCAGUAUCAAUAAAGCAGUUCUUUGAGGUAUGA